Messenger RNA from Erigeron canadensis, 868 nucleotides. RefSeq names its product protein RTE1-HOMOLOG-like. Lineage: Eukaryota; Viridiplantae; Streptophyta; Magnoliopsida; Asterales; Asteraceae. Gene Ontology annotation, biological process: regulation of ethylene-activated signaling pathway; response to ethylene. The transcript has 3 exons. The record is from RefSeq and is a predicted model, not a curated record. Bases 104 to 757 code for a protein of 217 amino acids. Gene Ontology annotation, cellular component: Golgi apparatus; endoplasmic reticulum.
UUCUUUUCAUUUGACUUAAAAUAAUAAAAAACGCUGGGAUAUUUCAGAUCAGAUUGGGGCGUCAUUUCAGAUUUGAGUUGUUGAUGAUAACACAGAUCUUGCAAUGGAAUCAGAAACAGAACAUAACCACACCAUGAUGAUGGAGCACACUGUUCCAUUUAACAUGCAGAUUGAUCCAACAAGAGCUCGUUUUCCAUGCUGCAUAGUAUGGACACCUCUCCCUGUAAUUUCGUGGCUCCUUCCUUUUGUUGGUCAUAUGGGUAUCGCCAGAGAGGAUGGAGUUAUCUUAGACUUUGCAGGACCUAACUUUGUAUGUGUAGAUAACUUCACAUUUGGGGCCGUGGCCCGAUACAUCCAAAUUAACAAAGACAAGUAUUCAAUUUACAUGAAUGAAGAAGGUGAAUAUCAAUACACAUGGGACACUGCCUUAAAAAAGAGCACACAAGAAUACCAACAUCGGGAAUAUAACAUCUUAACUUGCAAUUGUCACUCUUUUGUGGCCAAUAAUCUCAACAGGUUGGAGUUGCAGGGUGGCGGGUGGAAUGUGGUUAAUGUGGCGGUGUUGCUUUUGUUGAAAGGACAAUGGGUAGAUAAGAUGUCUAUGGUUCGAGCCUAUGCCCCAUUUGUGAUCAUAUUUAUCGUUGGAAUUACUUUUGGAGGAGUUAAUUUUCUUGCCUUUUUGGUGUUCUUUGCUUUUCUUCUUGUUGGAUGGUAUCUUUUGGGCACUUACUGUUUCAAAAACCUUAUUAAGUUGUAGGUAGUGUUUUUGUUGUUGAUUUUUACACUGAGGGUAUUCAAGCCUCUUGUGUGCAACUAUGCAUGGAGAUUUGGUAUACCAAUGGUAGUUUUCAUCUGGAUUUUAUUUUCA